Messenger RNA from Talaromyces stipitatus ATCC 10500, 309 nucleotides. RefSeq lists its product as uncharacterized. Lineage: Eukaryota; Fungi; Ascomycota; Eurotiomycetes; Eurotiales; Trichocomaceae. The transcript is spliced from 2 exons. The record is from RefSeq and is a predicted model, not a curated record. Bases 1 to 309 code for a protein of 102 amino acids.
AUGAACCUCACUCAACUCCAGGCUCUGGAGACAAUUAAUCCAACACCCCCACCACCGUGGCAGACACCAGCAUUUAUAGAAAUCGACAUUGAAGCAGACCACAACAAAGCUAAAGAGAAAGCAUCUGCUAGACAAAAAGCAGCCGGUAUCACAGUCUUCUCGGAUGCAUCAGGCCAACAGAAUGUUCUAGGAGCUGCAGCAGACACCACAGCAAGCCAACAGGAACCAGCAACUAUCCUCAGUGAUAGCAUGUCAGCAUUACAGGCUAUCUCGAAUGCACGGAACAAGUCAGGCCAGAGGAUUAUUUAA